This is a messenger RNA of Homarus americanus (American lobster), 354 nucleotides long. Its product is annotated as eggshell protein 2A-like. The record is from RefSeq and is a predicted model, not a curated record. The transcript is spliced from 2 exons. NCBI's taxonomy places the organism in Eukaryota, Metazoa, Arthropoda, Malacostraca, Decapoda, Nephropidae. Bases 1 to 354 code for a protein of 117 amino acids.
AUGGUUCAAAGCAACGGGCUAGUUAAACAAGUGGAAUAUUUUGAGUAUUUGGAAUGUAUCAUUGACUGUGAUGGUGGAGACUGGGAUGGUGGAGACUGUGAUGGAGGAGGCUGUGAUGGUGGAGACUGGGAUGGUGGAGACUGUGAUGGUGGAGACUGGGAUGGUGGAGACUGUGAUGGUGGAGACUGGGAUGGUGGAGACUGUGAUGGAGGAGGCUGUGAUGGUGGAGACUGGGAUGGUGGAGACUGUGAUGGUGGAGACUGGGAUGGUGGAGACUGUGAUGGUGGAGGCUGUGAUGGUGAAGACUGUGAUGGUGGAGACUGGGAUGGUGGAGACUGUGAUGGUGGAGACUAA